ACCACCUCCGUGGUGCCGUGAGGGGCCGGGCCCUGCCUCGCCGUUCCUGGCCCCGCGCUGCUCCCCGCGGCUGAGGUAACGGUGAGGCCGGGCGGAGGAGGAGCGGGCCCUACUGUGCCGCAGGCCUGGGGAGCGGCCGGUGCGGCCCGGGCCUCCCUCCGCCCCGGCGGGAUGGGGGGUGCGGGGCUGCUGGUGCUGCCCGGAGCUUCAGGAGAGCUGCCGGCACGGCUUAGGCACCUCAGGAGUACCGGUGCCAUAACCAUAUGCACUUCCAUGACAAAAGUCAACAUUUUUCAUGGCGUAUGUGAGGAAAAUUUUAUGACCUCUGGUUCUCCCAGGGGAAUGAUCAGGGGCUCUGCUCUGGCCCUCCUAACGUGGCUGUCCCUGGUCAGCACCAGAACCUACAGCUUUGCCGCUGCGCAGUUGUGAAUAAAAAGUUGAUCUUGCAGAGUGGUGUUACUCCACAGAAAAUUUAAAUGUCUUCAGAAGACAAAGAAGCUCAGGAGGAUGAGCUGCUGGCUUUGGCGAGUAUUUAUGAUGAAGAUGAGUUUAAGAGAGCCGAGUCAGCCCAAGGAGGAGAAACAAGAAUUUGUCUGGAGUUGCCCCAAAACUUCAAAAUUUUUGUGAGUGAUUCAGGCAAUUCCACAGAAAGCCUCCAGAACAGCGGGUUUGAAUACACCGUGUGCUUUCUGCCUCCCCUCGUGCUGAAUUUUGAACUCCCGCCAGACUACCCCUCAACUUCCCCGCCACUCUUUACCCUCAGUGGCAAAUGGCUCUCCCGGGCCCAGCUCAGUGCUCUUUGCAAACACUUAGACAACGUAUGGGAAGAGAAUCGAGGCUGUGUGGUCUUAUUUGCCUGGAUGCAGUUUCUGAAGGAAGAAACACUGAGUUACUUGAAUAUUUCCUCCCCCUAUGAGCUAAAAAUGUGCCAUCAAGGGAGUGGGCAGAGCAGGACACCUUUGGUCCCUCUUGCUGCCGAGAAGGAUUGUGGUGGUGCAGCGGGCUCUGCAGCAGCUGAAGAAGAAAUCAUCGAUGCAAGAGCUGUACGGGAUGUGGAGUCGUUGUCGAGUCUGAUUAGGGAAAUCUUGGACUUUGAUCAGGCUCAGAGGAGGAAGAGCUUUAACAGUAAGAUGUACUUGUGCAAUAUCUGCUUCUGUGAGAAGCUGGGCAGUGAAUGUAUGUACUUCACCGAGUGCAGCCAUGUGUACUGCAAAGCAUGCCUGAAGGACUACUUUGAAAUUCAGAUCAGGGAUGGGCAGGUCCAUUGUCUCAACUGUCCAGAACCGAAGUGUUCUUCUGUUGCUACUCCUGGCCAGGUUAAGGAGUUGGUUGGAGAGCAGCUGUUUGCACGCUAUGACCGCCUGCUUCUGCAGUCCAGCUUGGACCUGAUGGCGGAUGUGGUGUAUUGCCCUCGCCCGGGCUGUCAGACGCCCGUCAUGCAAGAACCAGGUUGCACCAUGGGCAUAUGUUCCUGUUGUAACUACGCUUUUUGUACUCUCUGUAAAAUGACUUACCAUGGGGUCUCUCCGUGCAAAGUUACUGCUGAGAAAUUAAUGGAUUUGCGAAAUGAAUAUUUAGAAGCAGACGAGGCAACUAAACGAUUUUUGGAACAACGCUACGGCAAACGAGUGAUUCAGAAAGCUCUUGAGGAGAUGGAGAGUAAAGAAUGGCUAGAAAAGAACUCCAAGUCUUGUCCUUGCUGUGGCACUCACAUAGAGAAACUAGAUGGCUGUAACAAAAUGACGUGUACUGGCUGCAUGCAGUAUUUCUGCUGGCUCUGCAUGGGUUCUCUGUCGAGGAUGAACCCAUACAGACACUUCAAUGAUCCAUCUUCCCCGUGCUUUAAUAGAUUGUUUCAAGCCAUGCAUAUUGAUGGUGAGUUCUGGGAAGCUGAAGAUGAAGACUAGUAGCUUUCUCUAGCAACAAAAGCUGGACAAGCCAGAGACAGAUGCUUUCCAUUUUUGUGUCAAGUUUGUUUGCUUUUCACUUCCAUUAUGUGAUAGAAAAAUGGUAACUACCUUGCACUGCAGGAUACUCACACUUCAGAGGCUGUUGCCAAAACCAAAGGAGACCAUUUUACCCAUCCUGGGGUCAGGAUCACCAUUGAAGGCCCUAAAUAUCAUAUCCAUUGCUGAAGACACAUACAACUGGUCAGAAGUUGGACAAGUACUGGAAAAAAACGUAAACUAAGAGGUGCCCCUUUUUCAAAAGCAAACAAACAAAACUGAAGCCCUAAAUCAUAGAAAUAUUUGGGGGUCUCCUUGAGGGAGACCGACUGUUUGAGGAUCUUGGUGCGUAUCCGUUGUGGGUUCUAGGGUGGUGGUGUUACAGCUGUACUGCUCUUUCUGGAGCUGUUUAGCAAUGCUACUUGGACGGGGGAAGUUUUCUGAUACAAUACAGAAAAUUUCUUCUCUAUUCAGCAACUGAGCCUGUUGCUUCUAUAGCAUUUCCUGACCUGUUUCUCUGAAAAACAGCUCGUUGCUGUGUUGGUGCUUUCUAAUGAUGGUAAAGUUGAUUAGCCCCCUUUGUACUGGCUGUAAUGCCUGGGCCUCUGCAUUACUGAAUGCUGUGGCAGAAAAUGACCAACAGCUGUUUGGAGACAUUUGAAUCAGUUUGGUGACUCAUCUCACUCAGUGUUGCUGUUGUCUUAACUCACAUGGCCUCUCUGUAUUUUGACUGAGCGUGUGGCCACUGAGAGGAUGAAAAGUAUCAGUCAGAUAUUGAAACGCAUUUUGUGGAUACGUAGUUGAGAUUAACUUGAAUUGAAGAUGUUGAAAAUUACCUUGUCUUCUCAGAUGGUGAAGUAAUUUAUUUUUUACUAACUCUUCAUAUGAGAAAUUUGAUGAGUUGAUAUUUCCUUCUGGACUACCUUAUUUCCACUGUUCUUGCACUUCAAAUUAUUUCAAAACCCUAAAAGCUCAGUAAGUAGUUUUGUGAGCAUGAAGGUAAUUACUGGAAGGAACCACUAAUUUUUUAGAAGUUUUUCCACUUGCAGAAGGGUCUAAAAAUUUAUUUUGAAAUUAAAACUGCAUGUGCUGUGUUCAAAACAAAAAGCAGGGUCCAGACGGAUAGCUCAGGAGCUGGAAGACUCUUUGGAAACUCAAGGUGAACACCUCUCAGUGAGUUUUGGCUGAUAGUAAAUAAAUUUAUACUCGGAUAUCUGGCCAAAAUGAGUGCUGAUCUAGUUCCUUUCACAGAUGAUGAAAGUCUGUACUAUUGGAAUGGGCAGUGAUUAAAACGAUGGUAAAAGCGGAUGUCUUGGUUUAGGCUAUAGGACAGCAUGUAGGGAAAGUUUAUGUUGUGUAUGGUUUAAAUUGUAUUUCCUGCACCUUUCACAUGCACUAAAUUCACUUUAAGACAGUAAACAUAGUUGUCUCCCCGUUUGUCUUCAUUAUGGCAUGUACAUGGCAGCGCAGGUCUGUGUUUGGGUGGUAAUGGCCUCUAGUACUCGUGUGCCACGGGGCUGAGGUGCUCACAGGCAUCUGUGGAGUGACAGAGACCAGCCCUGGGCUUGCACAAAGCUCUCGAGCGGAGCUGGCCCAGGACCUGUUCUGCUGGUGGAAGUCUGGAUGUUCACAUAUGCAAAGUGUCCUCAUACUCAAAACCCCGUGGUUUUCCCUGGGAGAUGCAAGCCCCUACUUGAUGCACAGUGGCUACGGUGACACUAGUGUGGGACACUGCUGUGGAUACAGCCAGUUUUUGGCUGCCAUCCUCAUGCUAGUUUCCACUCUGGCCACAAUUUUUUUUUAACUACAGGCAGAGUCCAAAAGCUGCCUGCUUUUGGAAGGGGCUUUCCUCCCACUAAGCUGCAUAUGUGGGCAGAUGGGGAAUGUUUGUGAUGAGGACAAGCACGUGCUUAACCCCCAUUUUCCUGCCUGGAUGGAGGAGAUGGCAUUGAAGCUCUCAAACCUACAGGAGGCUGGGCAAGUCCCUUCCGCCAGGACAGAGGUGGCCAAGUGCAGGGCCUGGAUGCCAAAGGGAAUGUUGGGAUGAAAAGCCAUGGCAGGGGACAGCUGCCAGAGCACAAGCGUUAUGGUGAAGUAUUUGAAGAUGUUACAAUGAACUACCUCUGCUUUCAAGAACUUUGUGUGGAGAGAGGAGGAAUGGUGAUGUAGUCACCACCGUGUCUGAAUUCUGGGCACUUGGGGACCCCUGGGCUGGAGCUCCCAUAUCCUGCAGUGAGGCAGAGGAGGACAGACCCUCUGAGGAGAGGACAAGGAGGUGACUACAGCUGUAGGACAAUCAGCUGGUGUUGCAAAGGUGGGACAGCUAAAACCAGAACCUGUCUCCACUGACAGCAAGGCAGGCAACUCAAGUAACGUGAUGCAGAGUUUCUUUCUCAGUUGUUUUUUCCUCUUGUAGACCUCCUCUCACUCGCUCCCGCUCUGUGCAUGCACAGAAUGUUAGGUUAUUUGCAGACAUUUUGUGGUAAAAGGUAGAGAACUGAUCUCCUUUUUCCUUUAAAGAUCCCUUUGUGUUCUACAAAACGGCUGCUGCCUGGCAGGACAGAACAGCAACAAGUGUUUUGUGGAAACCUGCCGGCAAUUACUGGACGAGGGAGGAAGCUCUUGAGGUCGAGCACAGCAGUAGCUAUUUUCUACCAAACUGCUUUCAAUACAGCUUUGGUUCUAAGUGACAGAAAUCUUGUGCAAAUAACAGUUUCUUCCUCAUGCUUUGAAGGUUUUGUUGUUCUGUUCAAAGAUGGUAUUACAAGUCCCGUUCAGCCUCAUAAACUGGUCCAUGUUUCACUACUACAAUGGGGACUGUGCACCACAUACAGACAAUAUGACCAUUUAGAAAAAAUUAAGACAUUUACUGUAGGAAGUUACAGUACAGAUCAACAGCUUAGAAGAUUUCUGCAUAAAGAAAAUAAAUCCUACUCAGUUUGUCUUGCCCUUCAUUGGAUAG
Chroicocephalus ridibundus (black-headed gull) is the source of this 4908-nucleotide messenger RNA. It is a transcript of the gene RNF14, whose product is annotated as ring finger protein 14. The record is from RefSeq and is a predicted model, not a curated record. Gene Ontology annotation, cellular component: ubiquitin ligase complex; cytoplasm. Lineage: Eukaryota; Metazoa; Chordata; Aves; Charadriiformes; Laridae. The transcript has 9 exons. Bases 477 to 1907 code for a protein of 476 amino acids. Gene Ontology annotation, biological process: ubiquitin-dependent protein catabolic process; protein polyubiquitination; positive regulation of proteasomal ubiquitin-dependent protein catabolic process. Gene Ontology annotation, molecular function: zinc ion binding; ubiquitin protein ligase activity; ubiquitin conjugating enzyme binding.